UGGAGUGUGUGGUAUCUGGCGCUGUGCGUGUGUUUGCGCCGGCCCUGCCUGCCUGCCUCCCUCUGCCUCUCCCUGGAGGGGCCGCAGUGGGCCGCAGCGACGGGGGGUUCUGAGACAUCCUGCUGAAGUGGAAUAAUCCCCAAGGAACCCAAAGACCUUCGGAACAGCAAAGCCUCCCUUUCCAUGCCAUUCUGCUUCUCUGCUAACGGGAAAGUCGGUGUUCUGGUUUGUGGCCUUCUGCCGAGCCUCCAGACUUGAGCUUGAAACCAUGUGAGGGGUCCUUCCCCCCCACCCCACCCCAACCCCUGGUGCUUCCUUGACCCCAUUGUGGGUGAGUUGCCGCCGAGCCUGAGGUGCCAGCCACCAUGAUGUUCCGGGACCAGGUGGGCAUCCUUGCUGGCUGGUUCAAAGGUUGGAAUGAAUGUGAGCAGACGGUGGCCCUGCUGUCUCUCCUCAAGCGUAUCUCUCGCACUCAAGCCCGCUUUCUGCAGCUGUGCCUGGAGCACUCGUUGGCAGAUUGCACAGAGAUCCACGUUCUGGAGUCAGAGGCCAACAGUGCAGCUGUCAUCAGUCAGUGGCACCAAGAGCCCAAGGACAAAGUCGUCUCCCUGCUCCUCUCUCACCUGCCUCUCCUCCAGCCUGGCAACACGGACGCCAAGUCCGAGUACAUGAAGCUCUUGCAGAAGGUGCUGGCCUACUCCAUCGAGAGCAACCUCUUCAUCGAGGAGAGCCGGCAGCUCCUCUCCUACGCCCUCAUCCACCCGGCCACCACGCUGGACGACCGCAACUCCCUGGCCCUGUGGCUCAACCACCUCGAGGAGCGCCUCUCCAGCGGCUACUCCGGCCAGAGCAGGGGGCGGCCCGACACGGCCUACCACUCGCGCCAGGGCUCGGACGAGUGGCAGGGCCCCGUGGACACGGGUCUCGGGGACCUGGGGCACGGCUGGCAGGAGAAGCCGCCCCGGGAAAAUGGCCACAUGUCCUUCCAUUCCUCCGGCUCCGUGCCGUCGGCCAUCAACAGUAUCGGGAGCAACGCAAACACAGCUCUCCCCUGCCAAAUCCACCCCAGCCCGCUGAAGCGCUCCAUGUCCCUCAUCCCCACCAGCCAGCAGGUCCCCAGCGAGUGGAUGAGCGUGGACGAGAUGGGCGCCCGGCCAGCCUUCAUCUCCGGCGGGGAGCAUGCUCCCCUCUCGCCCCAGAGCAGCGUGGCCUCAUCGGGCAGCGAGCAGACGGAGGAGCAGUCUGGCAGCCGAAACACCUUCCAGGAGGACGGCAGCGGCAUGAAAGAUGUCCCCUCGUGGCUGAAGAGUCUUCGCCUCCACAAAUAUGCAGCCCUCUUCUCCCAGAUGACCUAUGAGGAGAUGAUGACCCUCACAGAGCAACACCUGGAGUCGCAGGUACUGCACAAGAACGUCACCAAAGGAGCGAGGCACAAAAUUGCCUUGAGCAUCCAGAAGCUGCGGGAAAGGCAGAGCGUCCUGAAGUCUCUGGAGAAGGACAUCUUGGAAGGUGGGAACUUGUGGAACGCCCUCCAGGAACUGCAGCAGAUCAUCAUCACCCCCAUCAAGGCCUUCCACGCCCUGCAGGCCAUGGCAACGUCCAAGGAGGGCCAGCAGCAGCUGCCGGCGGAGCAGCGCGGAGCCACCAAGCUGUGCCUGGACAAGAGCGGCAACCCUUCCGAGGACAAGGACCCGGCCACCGACACCUUCCUGCCCCCGACAGGCUCCCCUUGCGAUGGGGAGUCGGGGGCGGCACCCAUCGCCGAGGGGGACAUCGCAGGGCAGUUCACCCGGGUGAUGGGCAAAGUGUGUACGCAGUUGCUGGUCUCCCGACCGGACGAAGAGAACAUCACCAGCUACCUUCAGCUGAUAGAGAAGUGCCUGAUUCACGAGGCAUUCACAGAGACGCAGAAGAAAAGGCUCCUGUCCUGGAAGCAGCAGGUGCUAAAGUUGCUCCGGACGUUUCCCAGGAAGGCCGUGCUGGACAUGCAAGGUUACCGUCCGCAGAAAGGAUGGGCCUUUGGUUCCAAUUCGCUCCCCAUAGCUGGAUCUGUGGGGGUGGGGGUGGCCCGCAGAGGACAGCGGCAGUUCCAGAUGCCCCCCCGCGCCAUUCCUCCCAGCCGCCUGGGGAUCCUGAGCCCUGUGGGGAUCGGCGGAGUCUCCCCUCGGCAUGCUCUCACCAGCCCGAACCUUGGGAGCCAAGGGCGGCAGAACCUGUGGUUUGCCAACCCCGGGGGCAGCAACAGCAUGCCAGGCCAGAGUCGCAGUUCUGUCCAGCGGACCCAUUCGCUCCCCGUCCACACAUCCCCCCAGGCCAUCCUCAUGUUCCCACAGGAUUGCCAGCUCCCUGGAACAGACCUGGAGAUCAACCCUACGCUGGAGUCCCUGUGUCUCAGCAUGACGGAGCACGCACUGGGCGAUGGCACUGACAAGACUUCCACCAUUUGAAAGAAGCUGCAUCUGCUGAUGUUCCUGAGAA
Molecule: messenger RNA, 2478 nt
Organism: Lacerta agilis (Sand lizard)
Lineage: Eukaryota; Metazoa; Chordata; Lepidosauria; Squamata; Lacertidae
Gene: SAMD4B
Product: sterile alpha motif domain containing 4B
Exons: 13
Coding region: 366-2447 (693 amino acids)
Biological process (GO): negative regulation of translation; nuclear-transcribed mRNA poly(A) tail shortening; regulation of mRNA stability
Cellular component (GO): P-body
Molecular function (GO): mRNA binding; phosphatidylinositol-4,5-bisphosphate phospholipase C activity; protein binding
Source: RefSeq, a predicted model, not a curated record